ACAUUAAAGAUUUCUACAACGAGACCAUCCAGGAACGGUACAAUCACACCAUAUCGACCCACGGCCUGGUGUUACUGUACUCUGUCACCGUCUCCAUCUUCGCCGUGGGGGGCAUGUUCGGGGCCCUGCUGGUGGGGCUGCUGGUCUCCAAGUUUGGUCAGAAGAGCACGCUGGUGUACAGCACCCUCCUGGUGUUCCUGGCCGGGCUACUGAUGGGCCUCAGCAGGAUACUCCGCUCCCCAGAGAUGGUGAUACUGGGCCGCUUCAUGACUGGCAUCCACUCAGGUAUCUCGCUCAGCGUUGUCCCCAUGUACCUGGGCGAAAUUGCCCCCAAAAACCUGCGGGGAUUCCUGGGCCUGAUCCCCACCAUCUUUAUCUGCCUGGGAGUGUUUGCUGCACAGGUGCUGGGUCUGAAGGAGGUCUUGGGACAGGAGGAGUACUGGCCACUGCUGCUGUCGGUCAUCGUACUGCCAGCCCUGGUGGAGCUCUGCUUCCUGCCCUGGUUCCCGGAGAGCCCACGUUACCUGAUGAUCCAGAAGGGGGACUACGAUGCCACCGUCCAAGCACUGAGGUGGUACCGGAGUAAGGACAACACGAACAUGCAGGCGGAGAUCGAGGAGAUGCAGGAGGAGCAGCGUUCCCUGUCCUCCAUUAAGACCAUCAGCGUGUGGCAGCUGAUGGCCGACCGCUCCGUCCGCUGGCAGCUGGUGUCCAUCAUGGUGGUCAACGUUGGCAUGCAGCUGUCCGGGAUCGACGCGAUUUGGUUCUACACCAGCAUCAUAUUCAAGCACUCGGGGAUUCCCCAGCCGUACAUCCAGUACACCACCGUGGGCACGGGGGUUAUCGAGGUCGUGGCAGGGCUGGUCGGGAGCCUCAUCAUUGAGAGGGUGGGGCGGAGGCCGCUACUGAUCGGUGGAUUCAGCUUCAUGGGGCUGUCGAGCGCUGGGAUCACGAUCACGCUACUGGUGCAGGUCCCCUGGAUGCACUAUGUCAGUGUUGCGUGUGUGGUGGGGAUCAUCGCUGGCUUCUGCAUCGGACCAGCGGGUGUUCCCUUCCUCAUGAUGGCAGAGCUCUUCAUGCAGUCCCACCGACCGGCCGCGUACAUUGUUGGAGGUUCCCUCAACUGGCUCUCCAACUUCACCAUUGGUUUUGUCUUCCCGUUUUUACAGAUGUCGGCGGGUGCCUACUGCUACCUGGUCUUCUGCGGGAUCUGCUGGCUCGUCUCUAUCUACGUGUAUGUGGUCAUUCCUGAAACCAAGAACAAGACCUUCGUGGAGAUCAGCCACAUGUUCUCCCCCAAACUCCCCGCCAUGUCUAAGUGUUCUCCCAACGAGCUGCAGCUGAAGAGGUUCAAUGGAUACGGAACAAUGGAAUCUAGUUCUUCACUUGUCGAGAGUUCCAUGUUUUUCUAGCAAGCGGCGUCCGCGGGCAGAUUGGACGCACUGUGACAGGUCACAUCUGCUGUUCUGUUUCGUGUCGUUGAGGUGUUCAUUUCAUAAGGUCAUAAGCAAUAGGAGCAGAAUUAGGCCAUGGCUGACCGAUCUCUCUCCCUCAUAGCUCGGCCCGCAUGAACCAACCAGACCUGCUGGUUGCUGGACACUUUAAUUCUCCUUCCAAUUCCUACAUAGACCUUACUGCCCUCAGUCUCCUCCAUUGUCAGAGUGAGGCUAACCCUAAAUUGGAGGAACAGCACCUCAUAUUCCGCUUGGGCAGCUUACAGCCCAGUGAUAUGAAUCUUGAUUUCUCUCACUUCAGGUAGCCCCAGUAUCCCCUCUCUCUCUAUCCCUCCCCCACCCAAGUCUCACUAGCUUCUCAUUUUCACCCUAAAAACAGCCCGUUUCCUUUCUCACCGUUAUUUUUUUUUUGCAUAUCUUUCAUUCAUUGUUCUUCAUCUCUCGACAUCACCUCUAUAUCUCUCCUUUCCCUUAUCCUUAACCAGUCUGAAGAAGGGUCUCGACCCGAAACAUCACCCAUUCCUUCCCUCCAGAUUUGCUGCAUGUCCCGCUCAGUUACUCCAGCUUUUUGUGUCUAUCUUUGGUUUAAACCAGCAUCUGCAGUUCCUUCUUGCAUAUCUCUCCCUCAUAACCCCACUCUCCUGCCUUCUCCCCAUAACUCCUGGCACCCGUACUAAUCAAGAAUCUAUCUAUCUCUGCCUUAAAAAAAACCUAUUGGCUUUGCCUCCACAGCCUUGUGUGGCAAAGAAUUCCACAGAUUCACCACCCUCUGACUAAAGAAAUUCAUUCUUAUCUCCUUCCUAAAGGAACGUCCUUUAAUUCUGAGGCUCUGACCUCAAGUCCUAGACUCUCUCACUCGUGGAAACAUCCUCUCCACAUCCACUCUAUCCAAGUCUUUCACUACUCGGUACGUUUCAAUGAGGUCCCCCCUCAAUGAAACGUAAUUUUGACAAGACCCCCCUCGCUUUCUUCCCCAACCAUUGAUUCAAUUAUUCAAUUUAAGGAUUCAAAUAUACUGUAUUAUCACAUGUACCUAGGUACAGUGAAAUGCUUUGUUAGGUAAAUUCAUAUACAGACCUCACCCAGGCAGUACACAAGAGUUGUCACGUUUCUGGCACCGACAUGGUUACAAGAGUUCUCCACCGCCCUGUCCACCAGACUCGCCACGUUUAGCGCACCUGGAGACACAGAUCUCUCUCUCUGCCGUACAGCUGUGCGAGCUGUUUAAUGCUUGGACAAUCCAGAGGUGUUGGAAGCUUCUCAAUAAAUG
Leucoraja erinaceus (little skate) is the source of this 2724-nucleotide messenger RNA. Its product is annotated as solute carrier family 2, facilitated glucose transporter member 5-like. The transcript is spliced from 10 exons. Gene Ontology annotation, biological process: monosaccharide transmembrane transport. Bases 114 to 1412 code for a protein of 432 amino acids. The record is from RefSeq and is a predicted model, not a curated record. Lineage: Eukaryota; Metazoa; Chordata; Chondrichthyes; Rajiformes; Rajidae. Gene Ontology annotation, molecular function: hexose transmembrane transporter activity. Gene Ontology annotation, cellular component: membrane.